GAUAAACUGGUUGGGAUUUGCCUAUUCCUCUUUCCCCGGGCGUUUCCAGCUAAUAAGGAUUUUGUCACUCUGCUUUGCGCGCUCCAGCAUCGUCUUGUGGGGGGUUUCCCACUUGCUCCCAGGGCACCACUUCAGAUUGGAUAACUAAUGGCUGUCUGUGUCUCUCCUCCUUCACAGGAGAGGGGCACAAUGCUCAACCUCAGCUCGGCUCUGAGGUUGGAGCAAGGCAUGCAAACAGCAGGGGCAACAGGAAGCCUCCAGAACCUGAGGAAAUUUAAUGAUCAGGACUUUGAGCACCUGCGAUCCCUGUGUCUGAGCCAAGGCCUGUUGUUUGAGGAUGACACCUUCCCUGCUGAUAUCAGCUCCAUCGGACUCAACCUGCUCCCAAAGGAUGAGCUGCAGCAAAUAGAGUGGAGGAGGCCAAGGGAGCUUCUGAGAAACCCCUGUUUGAUAAUGGAUGGAGUUAGCAGAUUUGAUAUUAUUCAAGGAGAAAUAGGUGACUGCUGGAUGCUGGCUGCCCUGGGCUCCCUGACAAUGCAGAAGCGAUUUUUGGAAAAUGUUUUACCAAAGGACCAAGGAUUCCAGAGUGAUUAUGCUGGGAUUUUCCAUUUUCGGUUCUGGCAAUUUGGAGACUGGGUGGAUGUAGUGAUAGACGACCGACUGCCUUUCCUAAAUGGGAAUUACCUGUCUGUACACCCUCGAACAUCAAAUGAAUUCUGGCCAUCAUUGCUGGAAAAAGCAUAUGCCAAGCUGCAAGGCUCCUACCAGAACUUGCACGGGGGCUACAUUUCUGAUGCUUUAGUAGACUUCACAGGUGGAGUCCAAUUGCAGUUCUCAUUAAAGGACCCCCCUCCUGAUCUGGAGGACAUCCUGAAAGCUGCUAGCAAAUCUCAGUGUCUGAUGGGAUGUAGCACCUCCAGCCGGAUGAGAAACAGAGUAUUAAGGAAUGGGAUUGUACAAGGUCAUGCCUACACUGUUACAGGAGCUGUGAAGAUACGAUUCAAGAACUACUGGGAACAUAUCAUCAGAGUCUGGAAUCCAUGGGGCCAUGGGGAGUGGAAGGGGCCCUGGAGUGAUGGCUCUCCAGAGUGGGACCAAGUUGAGCCUGAAAUCAAGGAAGAGCUCUACAGAAGAAAAAAUGAUGGAGAAUUCUGGAUGUCCUGUGAAAGCUUUCGGGAGCAGUUUUCCUGGCUGUGUAUAUGUAACAGCACCCCAACGUUUCUAGACUUCGGAGAUCAGCACUACACAGCAUGGUCCGUGGACAGACACAUCAGCCUGUGGAACCCACUGCUCACUGCUGGCAGGAACAACUGGUCUUCCGCAGGUGCAGUUUCAAAGAACCCUCAGUAUUUCUUCAAAGUGACAAAUUAUGAUCCCAAAUCCUACAAUGUGGUCAUUUCACUCAUACAAAAAAAUGCGGAGGGUGCGCAGGAUGCACAAAAAUUGAAGAUCGGCUUUUUUAUCACCAUGGAGAACUCCAAAGUUCUGAAACAGUAUUUCUCCCUUACACGAGACGUGAGCAGCUACUUUAAUUUGAGCCCAGGAACUUAUGCUGUCAUUCCUGCUACAACAGAGGACCGAGAAUUUGAAUUUGUCUUACGAAUUUUCGUAAAGAAUCAAGACUACAAUGAGAACUCAAACUCUCAGCUCAACCCAAUGCUGCCAAUGGAUGUACCAAGACAGAAACAGGACAGCUCAUACAAGGCUAUCUUCCUAAAAUAUGCUGAGCAGGGCUCAGCUAUUGAUGCUUUGCAGCUGCAACAACUUCUUAAUGACAUGAUCCUGCAAGAUGAAAUGACCAGCCUGGGAGGAGAGUUCAGCUUUGAUUCAUGUCGAGCCAUUUUAGCUCUGAUGGAUCUCAAUUCAAAUGGACAACUCACGCUGCAGGAGUUUGGGAGCCUCUGGCGAAGUGUCAUCAAGUACAUGGAUCUCUUCAGGAGGGAAGACAGAAAUCGUUCUGGAUUUCUUGAUGUGUCUGAACUGAAGAAUGCGAUACAGACAGCAGGCCUGCCCAUCAACGAGCAGAUCCUGCGCCUGAUGGCCAUGCGCUACGGUGACGUGUACAGGAGAAUGGGCUUUGCUGACUUCGUGAGCUGCAUGCUGCGCCUCGAAACCAUGUCCUAUGCAUUUCAAAACUUAGCAAAGGGUGGACCACACCUUUCAAUGACGGUGAUGGAGGUAAGGAUGCUUCUUCCUUCUCUCGAGCUCCACAGCAGGACUGUAGAGUUAAGUUAGCAGGAGGAUGAUGCUAAGGGUGGUGUGUCAGUGCCGUGGGUGUCACCAGGAGCUUUGGUGCAGUGUGGGUUUUACCUGGCUGGAUGUGCAUAAUGGACUCCAAGAGUUAUUACCCAGGGCUCCCUACUCACGCAGUCUUACUAGUAUGAGGACAGCUCAGUGGUGGCCAUCCACGUCCAAAACACUGUGCCUUCCCUUGCAGUCCUAGUUCUGUCAUUGGUGGAAACAUUACUCAUAGUGGCUUCGAAAAAGUGACAAAAAAAAUAAAAAUAAAAAAAAAUCCAUGCCCUCAUUUCAUACUGCCCCAUCUGUUAGUUCUGGACUGCAAAACAUCUUGCUUUCAUGAAAGAAAGAGCAGACAAGUGCUUGCUGCUGCUGUUUGUCUUACAAAGCACAGCCUGGAUAGCUAGCUGAAUGGGGAUAUAUUGAGCUUUUCAUCAGCCAAUCUGAAGCAAAAAUCCUGCUGUGCUCUAUAGUGAUGUGCCUGAGUGCUGCAUUUUAUCAAUCUGGAAGCUAUUUUUCUGACAAAACAGUGUUUAAAAGGUUUUAUUAAAAGGAUAACCACAUUCCUGGAGCCUGCUACCUCUUAUGCUCACAGCCAUGCAGGUGCCAUCCUUUCCCAGCAAUUGCUCCCAUUGCAGCUGCUGCAGUAAUUUAUCAUGGAAAGUAACAUAUGGAAGGUGUUUCUGGGUCUGAAUUGUAGUAAGGGAAGAAGACAGUUUCAAAACCCCUUAACUGUUCUGUGCAGGACAAAAGGACCACAGUGAUUGGGUCCCAGCCUGAAGAUACUGAGACACAAGUCUGAAGACUUAGUGUAACAUCACUAUCUAAAUGUGCCUUUUCCUUUUUCCAGUGGCUGACUCUUGUCAUGUACAUCUGAAGAGUU
Molecule: messenger RNA, 3121 nt
Organism: Numida meleagris (helmeted guineafowl)
Lineage: Eukaryota; Metazoa; Chordata; Aves; Galliformes; Numididae
Product: calpain-13-like
Exons: 19
Coding region: 148-2235 (695 amino acids)
Biological process (GO): proteolysis
Cellular component (GO): cytoplasm
Molecular function (GO): calcium-dependent cysteine-type endopeptidase activity; calcium ion binding
Source: RefSeq, a predicted model, not a curated record